AUGAACUCGGUGCACAAGAUUAAGAACUUCAUAGUGAUUUUGCACAAUGUUAAGCCGGUCAUCAGUGAAGCUUUGGGUGGAACCAUUAGAGCCAUCAAUGGUGCGCUUGAAUGCGAUGAUGGAGAUCCUGCUACAGUUCAGAGUCGUGUUGAGUAUUACACAGGAUAUUGUAACCAACUUGGUGUGGAGCCGGUUUGGUUUAGUGGUCCGUUUGGCUACAAGAUCGAUAGAUGUUCAGUGACAAAUAUCAAUGCUUGGUUGAUGGAAAUGCUAAAAGUGAAUUAUGCAACAAAAGAGGAUAGGAAGAGAUCUAUAACAUUAAUGGCUUUCACGUGUUGGCAUAUAUGGAAAGCUCAGUGUAAAGCUGUUUUUAAUCAUCAAAAUCCAUCUCCUCCUCAAACCAUUCAUGUUAUCACUUGUGCCAGUACGACUUUCCGAAAGGCAAAGGAAUUGAUAAGUGUCCAGCCAUCUCCGAGUAUGGAAAAUCAAAGGAGAAUGAUACCCUGGUCUCCUCCCCCUUCACAAAUGAUAAAAGUGAAUGUUGAUGCAAGUUGGAAACUCAAGAGUAAUGAAGGAUAUUUGGGCAUUGUGAUUAGAGACUCACAAGGAAGAUGCAAGAGCAUGGAAAGGAAGAAAGUCCAUGCUUCGAAUGCUUUGAUGGCAGAGGCUAAGGCCGUGCUUCAAGGUUGUCUAAGUGCAAGGCAAAGGAAUUACCCCUGCAUAAUUGUGGAGUUUGAUUCAAGGCAGGUAAUUUCGGCUCUUAAUGAAGGAAAGGAAAAUUGUAGCUGGGAAAAUUUUCCCAAUGACAUGCGUAUUGUAGAUGUUGAGAAAUCUUUCCAGAUUUGUAAAUGGUCUUGGGUGCCAAGAUCAGCGAAUGAAGCAUCAAAUUUCAUCGCAACCUAUGUGGGUACAGAGAUGAGCGAGGAAUGUAGGAUGGACAGACCACCAUCUUCGUUGGUUAGAAUCUUAAACAAGGAUGGAUCGCCAUGUCCUCCUUCUUAA
Molecule: messenger RNA, 1002 nt
Organism: Malus domestica (apple)
Lineage: Eukaryota; Viridiplantae; Streptophyta; Magnoliopsida; Rosales; Rosaceae
Molecular function (GO): nucleic acid binding; RNA-DNA hybrid ribonuclease activity
Source: RefSeq, a predicted model, not a curated record